AUGUCUCACAAACGAGAUUUUGAAAGCAGUGGAAUUGAAGCUGAUGAUGACUCAGUUUGCAACAACUCGGAUUCAAAGAAAACGAAAAAUGGAUUAAUCUGUCAAAAUUUGGAUCAUGCAUUUCGCAUCUUUACAGCCAAAUUAAUGUCCUCUAUUUUAAAACAACAAACACUAAAUUUAGAGGAUCAUGAUUACACACCAUCUCAGGCUGUGAUGAUUUCACCUCUCUCCAUUUAUUUAGCAUUGGGCAUGACCAUGGUUGGAGCGAGAAAGACAACACUGAUGCAAAUGUUGCAAGGAAUGAGUUUGUUGGGAAGUGCAAAUGAAAUAUCGGAAAAUGAAUUCAUGGAAUGGAGACUGGAGUAUUUCAAAAAGUAUAUUCAAUUAUUAAUGUCGUUAGUGAAGCAAGAAGAGAUCAAGAUUGCAAACAAGCUAUUUGUGGAUCAGAAAAUGGAAUUGACAGAUGAUUAUGCAAACUUCACCAAAGAGACUUUUGACAGCUCUGUUGAGAUAUGCAAUUUCAAAAAGGAUUUCGAAACAGAAAGAUGUAAAAUCAACAAAUGGAUUGAAACCAACACCAACCACAUGAUUCGCGAUUUGAUUCCAGUUGGUGGAGUCAACCAGCUUACAGACUUGGUUAUUGCCAAUGCAAUUUUCUUUUUGGGAACUUGGAACGAAGCAUUUGAUGUUGUCAAUACGACCAAGGAAGUGUUUCACACAUUACAACGCAACAAGAAAAAAGUGAGCAUGAUGAACAAGACUUCUGUCAAUGUUCAAUUUGGCCAAGACGAAGAGAAACAAUAUCGUUGGGUGAAACUGCCAUACAAGAAUGAAAACUUUUCCAUGAUUUUCAUUGUACCUCAUUCAGAGUUGACCACUGACAAUGAAAAAGAGUUCCAUGAUUGGCUUGAACAACAACUAUCCUCUCCGAACAAGGUAUUUCAAACGCACUCUGAAAAACUCUCCAAGUUGUCCAUUCCAAAAUUCAAGCUUCAAUUCAAGUUGGAUCUUGCUUCGACAUUACCACACACUCCUUUUAACAUGUCUCAUGCCUUCGAUAAACGAAAUGCCAAUUUCGAAGGAAUGACACGAGAGGCUCUUUCUUUAAAGAAUCCACCCUAUCUUCAGAACAUUCUUCAUGAAUGUGUGGUCGAAGUGGAUGAACAAGGGACGAAAGCAGCUGCAGCAACUGUUGUGGUCGGAAUGAAUUGUCUUAUCGACAAAACAUCUUUGAAGGAAUUUGUGGUAAAUCGUCCAUUUGCUUUCCUGAUCGUGCAUGAAGAGACUAUUGUGUUUUGUGGAAAAGUAAAUUCCAUUAGUUAA
Molecule: messenger RNA, 1323 nt
Organism: Naegleria lovaniensis
Lineage: Eukaryota; Heterolobosea; Eutetramitea; Acrasida; Naegleriidae
Exons: 1
Coding region: 1-1323 (440 amino acids)
Molecular function (GO): serine-type endopeptidase inhibitor activity
Source: RefSeq, a predicted model, not a curated record